This is a messenger RNA of Pungitius pungitius (ninespine stickleback), 836 nucleotides long. RefSeq names its product crystallin, beta B3 (gene crybb3). The coding region runs from base 4 to 759 and encodes 251 amino acids. The transcript has 5 exons. Gene Ontology annotation, molecular function: structural constituent of eye lens. Lineage: Eukaryota; Metazoa; Chordata; Actinopteri; Perciformes; Gasterosteidae. Gene Ontology annotation, biological process: lens development in camera-type eye; visual perception. The record is from RefSeq and is a predicted model, not a curated record.
AAAAUGACAGAUCAGCAAGGGAACCCAGACCAGCUGCCUGCAGAGAAGGGCCAAGGAGGGGCCGGAGCCACAUAUAAGUUGGCGGCUUUUGAGUUUGAGAACUUUCGGGGAAAGAAGUUGGAGUUGUCCGGUGAAUGUAAAGAUGUGUCGGAGAAGACGCAGAAAAUUGGCUCGAUUAUUGUGGAGUCUGGACCGUGGGUGGGGUUUGAGCGUCCAGAUUUUGCAGGGGAGCAGUUCGUGCUGGAGAAAGGAGAGUAUCCUCGUUGGAGCACCUGGACCAACUGCCUGAGUAUCUACAGCCUGAGCUCAUUCAGGCCCCUGAAAGUGGACAGUGCAGAUCAUAAGCUGCACUUGUUUGAGAAUCCAGGGUUUGAGAGUAGAAAGAUGGAGAUUGUUGAUGAUGACGUCCCCAGUCUCUGGGCUUAUGGUUUCCAAGACCGUGUGGCCAGUGCCAAGGCUAUCAGUGGAACGUGGGUAGGAUACAUGUAUCCAGGCUACAGAGGAAGCCAGUAUGUGUUUGAGCAUGGAGAGUUCAAGCACUGGAACGAUUGGGGAGCCACUGCACCUCAGAUCCAGUCCGUCCGACGUGUGCGGGACAUGCAGUGGCACAAGAGAGGGUGCUAUAUUGCCCCUGCCCCUACACCUCCCAAUCCCAAUCCCGCUCCCACCCCCAACCCACUUCCCAGCCCAACUCCCAACCCAAAACCUACUCCAAAUCCUAACCCUGCUCCCAACCCCAAAUCCAAAACUCAACAAUAACCUUAACACCAGCACCUCCUGGGGCAGCCUAAAGGCAGCUGGCCAGUCCCUGGUCUCUCCACUAAGCAAACUGUUAG